AUGGCUACGGGGAAGUACUUGGUGCCGCAUUUUGAGGGCAAGAACCGUGUCGAUGCCUUCAUCCGUUCCAACAAGACGUUGCUUGCGAAGACCACCUUCCUUUGGAUCACUUUCUACAUCUCCAACUACUCCUCCCCCGUAUUCACCCCGAACUUCAUCCCCACCUGCAACAAGUACGCUCAAUUUGCGAACUACUCCCCGGAGACGAUGACCCACACGAUUGGCGAUGUCCGCGCGAACAUCGGCCCAUUCGUGAAAGCCGUCAUAGAGCAGCCGGACUGGACCCGUAACGGUGCCAUUGUCAAGGCUGCGAUCGGAGAUACCACGGCUGGUGGGUUGCUGCAGACCUGGGCCAAAGUGAACAGGGUCGCCGCUGCUUUCGUCCAGACGGAUGACGACACCUUUCAUAACCUGUGGCCCGUGUCGGCGGAGGAGCUGGGUAUACUGAUGCGGUUUUGGGAUGAGGUUAAAGAGAGGAGCUGGACCGAUGACGGACCACCCCUACUAGACAAGAACGAUCUUGGAAUUGAUGUAAGCAGCCUUGUUGAGUUGGAAACGUCACUGAAUGGACUGGCGGUGUCACCGUCUUGAGCCGUCGCUACGACUUGGUUGUUUGGCCUUGCGGCCUGACUGUGAUGUAUGGUAGUUAAUGUGUCCCGUGUAAUAUACAAGACGUAAAUAUCUGCAGACUCGACUGUAGAGGUUUUCUCUUUAGCAGAUCAUGAACGUCAAAACUUCACUGAAUCCAAUUAAUUCUAACUGUCACAGGUGGUAUAGA
Eremomyces bilateralis CBS 781.70 is the source of this 778-nucleotide messenger RNA. RefSeq lists its product as uncharacterized. Bases 1 to 591 code for a protein of 196 amino acids. The record is from RefSeq and is a predicted model, not a curated record. Lineage: Eukaryota; Fungi; Ascomycota; Dothideomycetes; Eremomycetales; Eremomycetaceae. The transcript is spliced from 2 exons.